AUGAGUGAUGUUGACCCUGUCUCUCUCUCCGCUGCCUUGGAUGUCGGUCGCAACAAUACGCUCGCGGUGGUGAAGCAGGAUGGCGAGGCCGAUUCACGGUCGAGGGAUCGACCCUCGUCUCCCGAUCGGAAGCCUCCGAACGCCAACUCCUCCGCUCCUGCUCGCUCAUCCACCACCAACCCCACUUCUGAUGCAGCGACCGCGCUGAAACCGGUUAUCUCUACUCAAACCGCCUCACCCCGUCGAGACAGCGCUGGAUCGCACCACCCGAUGGGAGCAGCGGACAAGGACGGGAUGGACCCCCUCAGUCCCAAGGCAGAUUCAGAGGCCGAGACCAUCAUUCAAUCGGGUCGAGAAUCUCUCUCCCCCGAAAAGAAAAGAAAGACCAUCCGCCAUGACCCUCACCGUCGAGCCGUCGACGGACUCGACAGCUCACAUCGGAAGAGACCUCGUCUGGAUUAUGAUGACGACGAGCGGCCAACACGGGCGCGAAGCCCAACCGAUCGAGGAUACUCCCCAACAUCGGUGGUGAAGGUGGAAAAGGUCGACGAAGGACCAUCGGGGCCGGAAGAUGUGAGGAAGGAUGUCAGCAGCGGCAACCUUGAACCUGGAAAACCGCGCAAUCACCGAAAACGUAGUGUGAGUGAUAACCCUGGCGAGAAGAGGGAGCGUCAUCGUGGUCAACAAGGAAGCGAGAGCCGCGAUAUCAAGCACCCGAGUCACACCCGUGUGUCACGCCCGCCUGCAAGCUCUCGUUCGGCUUCACCUGGACGACCGUCCCAUCACCGCUCCGCAUCCGGAUCAAACGUCGCCGCCAAAAAGAAAGCUCCCACGCCUUUAAUCACUGGUUUCCCACGACAAACUUCGGAGGACCGAGUGUCAAAUUCUUCGUCAACGAGCAGCUCGCCGCUCCCUAGCGCACAUGCUCGCAAGCCCGGAUCCAGUGUGGGUGCAUCGGCCUCGAGACACCUGGGCACGAAGAAAUUGCGAGACAAGAGUGGCCGCACCCCCCUUGCGCGCGCUUGCGCAGACCGCAAGUUCGAUCAGGUAGUUCUGCGGUACAAUGAACGACCGGAGGAUUUGAAUGUCCCGGACAACGCAGGCAACACCCCUCUGCAAGUCGCCUCUCUCAAUGGCGAGGAGCAGAUUGUCAAAUUUCUUCUGGAUGCGGGCUGCGAAAUCAACACGAAGAACAUCGACAAGGACACGCCAUUGAUCGAUGCGGUGGAAAAUGGAAACGUGGAGGUUGUGAAACUUCUACUGGAAGCGGGUGCGAACCCUCGGACUGUGAAUGCCUCAGGUGAUGAGCCCUAUGAGUUGGUCCCUACGGACCUCAAGGAUGACGAAUAUGACGAUAUACGAAAGAUGUUAGCGGAUGCCAAGGCCAACUCUCGCCCUUGUCGACGCUCGGAGGAGCAGCAGGCGGCACCUGAUCGGCCUCCUCGAUCCCGUCGGGCAUCUGUUGCCAGUCCCUCGCGAAGCCCACCCCCGAUGGCCAGCACCACUGGCCGGCGAAAGACCGGACGAAGUGAGGCCACGCGAAAUGAUCUCCUGUGGACGCAGCCGACUUCCGAGAAUCUGCGGGAAUUUGCGGCCAAAGGCGAUGAGCAGGGCGUGGUCAGCAUUCUGAACAUACUUCAAAAGGCCGACAACGCGUCUCUCAUUGCCGCUGCCAAAGGAGGCCACUUCGACGUCCUCUCCUUGAUGUAUGCCAUCGGUGACGCUGAUGCUGAUCCGAACCCGCUUCGGGGGUCCGGCCACAAGCCUGGAUACAAUACCCCCAUGCUCGCUGCAAUCGGUCGGGGUAACAUGGAUAGCAUUCAACUCAUCCUUGGUCAGCCGGGCUUUGAUCCCACGCGGCGGCUUUUUGAAGACAAGACGUAUUACGAACUCUCCCGAUCUCGACAGGGAGAGAAUUGGGAAGAGGAAUACGACAUACUCAAGAAGGCGUAUGAGAAUUACAUUGGUCCGGGAAAGGGACGCAAGGAUGGAUCCUCUCCCCGCCGAGCCCGUGCUACGGACAAGGAUGAGAAACGCAAUGGUCGGCGAGACUCAUCCUCACCCGUUCCACGCACCAAACGACCAAACGACGCGAGCCCCAACGCCAACCGUCAACGACUACCAAAGGAUCAUGACAUCUCUGCAAAGGAAAAACGUCGUGAAGAAAAGAAAGCCGCAGUUCCCAGCGGCCGCCCCAAGGCUGUUUCACACGAAACACGGGAUGGGCGAGACCCGCACGAUUAUGCUCUCGCCAGUUCCGAUCAUGAUUCCAGUCGCCCUGAUUCUAAAAAAGCCAAACAUGCGACUUCUGUUCGGCGAGGCAGCGAAUCUAGUGGUGUUGCCAAGACCGAUGAAGUCCGUAAGAGGCGUCUUAUCGCUGGACGUCGGCCGCAGGACGGGGAUCGGAGACCAAGCUUGGCUGCCCAAGAUUCUCUUUCCAGCCACGAAGAAAAUGUGCGGCCUCAAGAAAGCCAUCCCGACUCUUCUCUUUCCCUAAAACGCAUUCGUACGGACACUUCGCCUGAGAGAUCUCGAUCACGUGAUAGAGGUGGUGACGAUCGUCUGUCACCGGAGGCGCGGAAGAAGAAGCGCCGUGUGCUGGCUGAGGAGAAAGCGUCUAAUCUCACAAAUGGAACACCCCGGAAGGUGGAAGAGGUGAACGGGCACAAAGCCCAGCAGCCUCGGCCUAAGGAGGAGACCCCCGAGACGACCCACCGCAAGCUUACUGAGACGUCGAAGAAACCAGCUGCUUCGUCUCUCAAAUCGGAACAAGUUUCACGUCUCUCUCAAGAUGUCUUGCCACACAAAUUGAAAGAACGCGACCUGAUUGACAAAGUCAGUGAGCCAAAAUCAUCGCCCCCUGUCUCCGAACACCGCUCUCUAUCCGAAACCUCCAAGGAGAAGGCGCGAGCUGAAAUGGUGAGCGAGCAUCGACGUCAAAUGGAGGCGAGGAAGGCGGAGGAGGAACGCCUUGCCAUGGAGAAGCUUCGUAUAGCAAAGGCUGAAGCUGAAGCAGAGGCACAACGGGCUCGACUGGCCAAGGAGAAGGCGGAGGCUGAACGUGCGGAACAAGCUGAGCGGGAUGCCCAAGCCGAACGAGCGGCGCAGGCCGAGCGCGAUGUUCAGGCCGAACGAGCUGCUCAGGCCGAACGAGCUGCUCAGGCCGAACGAGCUGCUCAGGCCGAACGAGUUGCACAGGCAGAGCAAGCUGCGCAAGCCGAAAAAGCGGCAGAGGCAGAGCGAGCUGCGCAAGUCGAAAGAGCCGCGCAAGCUGAACGGGAUGCACGGGCUGCCCGCGAGAAGGCUGAAGAAGAAGAGCGCAAGCGCCUCGAGAUGGAACAGCGCCGUGCCAGACAAGCAGAGGACGAGCGCCUGAAGAAGUUGGAGCUUGAGAGGGAGCGGGUGGCCAAGUUGCGACGUGAACAGGAGGCCGAGGAGCAACGACGUCGAGAUGCCCUACCAGGUCGCCUUCGGGCUUCUGCCUAUCUUGUCGGAACGCAUGAUCCCCGCGCUCGAAGUCACUCGUGGCUCAAGAAUUUCCUGCCUUUGGUCACUGUUGUGACCCGGCAGCUUGACGCCGGCUGUGCGGUUGAGGUCGCCGACGAGAAGUGGAUCCCUAAUUAUUUGGUGGCCCCCCUGCUGGCUACGAAUGACUUUCAGCUUUCUGACUAUGCCAGCUGGGAGAAGCGAAAAGCCACUGAAACUCAACGAAUGAACCUCUGGCGGUGUACACGGCGGAUGCUGGUGUAUACUGACGACCCUAGGUACCACAGUGCGUCCUUUGGUGACAUUAUGCGAUUGGAUUGCGAGACCAGACCAAAGUAUUUCGCUUUAGAGCAUGUUUUCUGGGUCAAGCUCUCCGAUUUCAUGGACAUCGUCCCACAGAUCCCUCAUCUCAGCGGCCUCGAGCUCGAUUGCAUCAGCAUGCACCUUGACCCCGAGCCACUCGCAGACUCUUCCCCACAGACCAACGGUUCAGCGACCAGCCCUGAUGCUGUAGCAACCAACGGUGCUGGCGUAUAUAAUGGAUUUGGCCAUGACCAUCCUUGA
Molecule: messenger RNA, 4050 nt
Organism: Penicillium diatomitis
Lineage: Eukaryota; Fungi; Ascomycota; Eurotiomycetes; Eurotiales; Aspergillaceae
Product: putative histone deacetylase complex subunit (Hos4)
Exons: 3
Coding region: 1-4050 (1349 amino acids)
Molecular function (GO): protein binding
Source: RefSeq, a predicted model, not a curated record